CCCCAACAGCAGCAGCAGGAGCAGCAGCAACAACGAAUACAAAUACAACAUCGUCCAGGACGAGGACAUCCACUGCACGAGGAUUAACCAGCAUCACAUGGUCGCAGUUCGCAGUUGUUGCCGCUCUUGCAGCGCUGCUCCUCGAGUGUCGCCUCUGUCAAGCCGCCGGACGAGCUCCACCGGAGCCCUACUACGGCCGCUUUAUCGGAGACUUUACCAACUUUGCCCACGGCAUCAAGGGUCAAGUCUACGCGGUGGACGAGUCGACACUGUUCGUGAAGUCCUUUGCCUACGAUGGCACAGGACCCGAUGCCUUCUUCUGGGUGGGCAAGACUCCGCGUCCGAGUCCCGAGGGCUAUAUAAUUCCAUAUCCGGAGGAGUACGCGGGCAUGGAUCCCCCAUUCUGCAGGCGCACAACCGAACGGACAUCCUACUGCGCUUACCCAUGGGCAAAAGGAUUAAGGACAUUCGAUGGCUGUCAGUGUGGUGCAGACGCUUCACGGUUGACUUCGGUGAGGUCUUCAUACCACCCAAUCUGGAUGUUCCCAAGCCGCGGGUUCUGCCCGAGUUCAAGCGAUUGGCCCACGGCCUCCGCUCCAGCAACAUCAGCGUUCUGGAUGCCCAGACCUUCUACAUACCCAACCUGCACUACGAUGGAGCUGGACCUGAUGCCUACUUCUGGGUGGGAAAUGGCAGCGAACCAAACAUCAUGGGGAUUAAGGUGGCCAACGAGGCAGGAUCCCUGGAACCGCUGCGUGGUUACCAAGGCGAGGACAUCGAGAUUCAGCUACCCAAAAACCUCACUGUCUACGACAUCGACUGGCUGGCUGUUUGGUGUGUGGAGUACAGACACAAUUUCGGACACGUCUACAUUCCGAGGGACUUAGAUGUACCACCUGCUUUGGGUCAGACCAAGAUAACGCCUUCAUGGUGGUAUUCACCCACCACCACAACGCCUCGUCCUGUGUACAGCAAUUGCCGCGAGAUCCUGCCGAACAAGCUGCAGGUGAAGUGGGAGCUCCAGGGAGAAUAUCUGCAGGUGGAACUCUUCGGUCGCAUCACCGAGGAUCAGUACAUGGCGUUCGGACUCUCCGGAGCGAAUGGCCGACCCCAGAUGUCCCAGUCCGAUGUGGUGGUGGCCUUCUACGAUACUACAACCCGGGUUUUCCGGGCCGAGGAUUAUUUCAUCUCCGAUUUGUCCCAGUGCGAUGGUCAACGGGGAACUUGUCCCGACGAAAGGAUUGGAGCUCGUAACGAUGUUAUUGUGGUGAGCGGCGAUAGAAAGAACGGGGUCACCAGCAUUCGCUAUAAGCGAUUGCUUCAGACCAACGAGCCCAUCUACGAUGUCCCGAUUCCCCUUGAUCGCGAAGUAUCAGUUAUCGCCGCCAUAGGACCUCUGAAUGCCAGGAAGGAGGCUAAUGCCCAUUUACACACCGCCAGCGAUCACAACCAGGACGACAUUCGCAUCAACUUCGCAGCGAGAAACGACCACGCCUGCAAGAGUUCGCUGUACGAUGUGAAGGACGAGAGCGGACCCAGGCCAUGGCCCACGCGAAAGAUCGAAGGCGUCAGGAAGUUCCGUGCCAGCAUUGGACCCACGGGGGGCAAGCGGGGCUACACCGCCAUCACUGGGGGUCCCUCGUGGGGCAUUGCCUGGUAUGUGAACGAUCUGCUGAUCCCUGAAAUCACUGUGGAACGUGGCCUGUCCUACGAGUUCACCAUCGAAGGCGGCAGUGAUUCCUCCCAUCCAGCUAGAUAUCACCCCUUCUACAUCACGGAUUCUCCCGAAGGAGGAUUGGGUCAGAAAAUGGGUCUGGAAGCCCGAAAACAAAAGGCUUAUGCUGGAGUAGAAUACGACGAGGAUGGCAACCCUAUGCCAACAGGAGCUGGUCGUUACUGCGAGUGGGAGCACCAAACCAUCGAUCGGUCGGCGGAAAUCGAAACCUUCGAGGAGUACAUGAAAACACUGGUUUACAAGUGCGAAGAUGGUGAGCCUGGCUAUCUCAACUGGACAGUGCCCAUGAAUGCACCCGAUCUGCUUUAUUAUCAGUGCUUUACACAUAACAAUCUGGGCUGGAAAAUCAACGUAGUUGACAUGGGCGCCUCCAGAGGAGCCACAGUCAGCAGUAAUCUGCUGAUUUUCUACGGAAUAUUCACAGUUUUUAGCCUGGUCGCGACACGCCUGCUUUUUUGUGGCCACCUGCUUGCCUGAUAGUGCCAAUAAAUUGGUCUAAACUCUAGAUUUACAUCAAAAUGCUCGACAGACAAGGGCCCGAGAUCUGAGCACAUAUCUAGAUCUUUACAUAUCCAUUACCUUGACCAUAUCCUGUCCACAUUUAAUGCAUUUCCAUUGGAACUUCUCGAUACGAAUUUAUUAUUUCACAUUUAGGCACUCAAAACUUGUCUGUCGGAUGUUUUGGGCCAUAAGGCGUCUUUCGCAACCAGGCUAAUAUCAUCUGACAAACAUAUCUUGACAAUAAUUCGUAAGAUGUAAAACUGUUGAAAUCGUGUGUGCAUGCGUGAGGGCCCACUGUACCUCGGCGACAGUGGGCGUAGAAUGGGUGUUGAGCCAGCGCCAAUCAGCCGAAACUUAAUCGGUUGCUGUUGGCAGUAGAUUUUUGUGGCUGGGCAGCGAAAACUUUUUGUACAUUUACGAGUAUGGAAUUCUACUUUUUUACAUGUAUACUUAUUAAAUUUACUUAUACAUCUACAUCUCUAGUACAGUAAAAUUGUAAUUUUUCUAGCAACUACUACGAAAAACCUACACAGACAUGUAGAUACAGAAUCAUGUUUAAUAUGCGGUUCAAUGGAAAUUAAAGCCGACAAUAAUAACGCGACACAGCGACAAUAAAUAAACGAUAACGAAAUAUCAAACAAAAUAAUUUAGAUGGGCUGCAACUGAAGCUCAAAGACAUUGUACAAUAAAAAUAAGAAUUAUAUGGAUUUAGGAAAGGGCAGAAACCGAUGCAAUUUGUAUGACAAUAAAAAAUCUACAGAAUUGUGAAUUUUGAGAAAGUUUCACAGACAAUACAAUACUUUUACACAAUUUGAAUGUACUAAGAAACUAAAGACAAAUAAGAGAACUAUGUUAUUUAAUGCUACUGACUACUGUGGUGCUUCUUGUAACGAUAUUAGAUGAAAUGUAAACCACGCGCCGCACACGUUUAGAAUGGAAUACAAGAAUCCCCAUCCGGACGGGAUGAAGUUUUUGUUAUCAAAUGGUUUUCUUGUAACUUUUUUAACUAUAUUUGCAUAAUUGGUGUUUUUAUAUAAGCCAGAUAUAUAUAUUCGUAUAUGUUUACAAUAAGCGAAAUGAGGGAAGCAGAGAAAAAAACAACUAAGAUGUUCGACAAUAAGCAGUGGGCAAGUAAAUAUGCUAGAUACUUGCGAAAUAUUUGGCAUGAUAUUGAAUAUGUAAUAUUAUAAAAGAUAAUUAUAUAUGUAUGGUAAAUCUUUUUGAUAGUUGUUCGCAUAAUUUUUGGCUAUGGCUUGAUGUAAGCAAAAUCUGAAUAAAUUAAGUUGAUGGCCACAGCUAAAGAAAUUCCCAUUAAAUUAGCUAAACAAGAGGACUAACUUUUCCUAAGAGUAUAAAUGUAUAAAAAAUAUUGGACACUAAAGUUUGUUAAGUUUCUGUUGCUUUGACUCCUUUGUUUCCUUUCCCUCUAUAAGUUUAAAUAUUAAGGCCACUAUGCUGUAGUAAUGUACAUUUUCGGGUAAAAGAUAUACAUAGAAAAGUGUAAGGAUCCAUAAACUACAACUAUGGAGAGUUUUGAUAUUGAAAUUUGACGGGAUCUGGAGCAGGUUUAUAAGUCAAAUUGAUUUUUGUAUAGUUAAUGCAGCUAAGCGCACAAGAGUCCAAAUAAAACGAAAAGGAAAUCGAAAGAAAUGAUAACCAAAUCAAACGAUUUAUAAGUAAAUUCACACCUUUAUAUUCAAUUGAUAUACAUAUACAUAAAUACAUAUUUACAUUUAACGAAAGGCAAAAAUAUGAAUUUCAAAGAAUAUCCCAAGAAUAUAAAAAUUUCCAUGUCGAUUAUAACUUAACAUCUCGUACUUAGAUAGCAACAUUUUUCUGCAUUACCUAAACGAAAUACUUUCAUUACAAAUAAUAAAAUCCAAAAUCAAAAGCAACUUGCAUUGAAAUCUCCAGUUUAAUAAAUAGAUAUGCAUGAGUCGCAAGGCUAAGAGGAUGAGGAGAAGACACUAAUCCACUUUUAAAUGUUAAUAGAUCGCAUCAGAUCCUACAAAUAAAAUAAACCCCAUUGACAAUAACUUGCCAUCAAAUUGGUCAGUUCAAAUAAGUGGUAGAGGAAUUGAAAGAUUGAUGUCAAUAAUAAGCAGCUUCACAAGAAGAAAAAACACAAAGGGCGUAAGAACAAAAUCAAAAACAAAUAUUCUACAAAUAAAUUUCCGAAAAACAAA
Messenger RNA from Drosophila ficusphila, 4422 nucleotides. Its product is annotated as protein Skeletor, isoforms B/C. The record is from RefSeq and is a predicted model, not a curated record. The coding region runs from base 98 to 2212 and encodes 704 amino acids. The transcript is spliced from 14 exons. NCBI's taxonomy places the organism in Eukaryota, Metazoa, Arthropoda, Insecta, Diptera, Drosophilidae.